Messenger RNA from Phytophthora sojae, 336 nucleotides. RefSeq lists its product as hypothetical. The transcript has a single exon. The record is from RefSeq and is a predicted model, not a curated record. The coding region runs from base 1 to 336 and encodes 111 amino acids. NCBI's taxonomy places the organism in Eukaryota, Oomycota, Peronosporomycetes, Peronosporales, Peronosporaceae.
AUGCUUCGCUGCCAGGUCGCCAAGGUCGCCAAGUCCCGGGGUCUCGUGCGCCGCUUCGCCUCGGAGGCCAAGGAGGCCAAGGAGGAGGCCGCCAAGGCCGCGCCCACGCCCGCGCCCGUCGUGGUCAAGAAGGGCGGCAGCUCCUUCUUGCAGCGCGUCGUGUCGUUCGCCGUGGGCGUGUCGGUGGGCGCCGGCUACGGCCUCUACGUGCUGUCGGAGGACGUGGAGCACUCGACAAAGCAGAUCCAGAGCUCCGUGGGGAGCCUCAAGGACGAGAUGAUCGCGCAGAACGCGGCGCUGUCCAAGCGGAUCGAGGCGCUCGAGAAGAGUCAGUAG